UUAGCACCAGGUCCGAUUGGCCGGAUGUUGUUUCGCGUCGGACUCCUUUAGCCGUUGCAACCCGCCGUGUCGAGUGCGCCGCCGACAUGGCGUCAGGCUACAUACUGAGUCGUGGCGCGCUGACAUUCGGGAGUCACUGCCAGCGCGUCUGCAGAAACGUGUCACUGUCACAGGUCAGAGAGAAGAAGCGAUGGAUGAAGGCGUACACGUACCUCAUGGCGAGGAAGCUAAAGCUCGAGGGACCGCCGCCCCCGAAGCCCCGCUCUCUACAGCCUCUCUGGGAUUACCAUGCUGAGGUCCAGGCUUUCAGCACCCGCCUCCACGAGAACUUCUCCCAGGAGCUCCUGAAAACGGCCUUCGUCAACCCGUGUUACGUUCAGGCGGAGCAAGAGAGGAGACGGCCGUUACUAGACGUGAACUCUGAAACCAUCGCUCUGGUUUUGAACGAUAAUGUUCAGCUGAGUGCAAAGGGAGCGUGCUUCGCCCAAAGCUUCCUGGCCGACUGGUGCCGGGCCAGUUUUCCGAGCCUGCCGAGCGAGGGGGUGGAGAGCAUCGUAGGGCACCUCACCAGUUCAGAGGUCGUGUGCUAUCUAGCAAGAAAUCUCGGCAUUGAAGAAUUAACCAUGAGCGCUGAGUUCCCUGUUCCCGAUGAUGUGCUCUAUUCUACAUUCAUGGCAGUGGUUGGAGCUCUACAGGAGAGCAGUGGAGCAGAGCGAGCAGGCUUCUUCCUCAGGGAUUUCGUGGUCACUCAGCUGAUAGGAAAGGACCUGUUUGAUAUGUGGAAAGUGGUCAACCCCAUGGGACUCCUGGUGGAGGAGCUCACUAAGAGGAAUGUCUCUCUGCCGGAGCCUCGCCUCAUCAGGUCUGCUGGAGCCAGCACUGUCCUGCCACUAUACUUUGUCGGCUUGUACAGUGAUAAGAAGCUUCUGGCUCAGGGCCCAGGCGAGACACUUGUAGCAGCCGAGGAGGAAGCAGCUCGCGUUGCCCUCCGGAAACUUUACGGCUACAAUGAGAAUCGCAGGCCGCUAGACUUUUCUCCACAGCCGCAGCAGCAUGAGCAGCCAUUAAUUCAGUCAGUCAACAGCAAUUAAUGAAGUAACAACUGUUACGCAGCUGCAGAAAAUAAUUUCAAAGGAUGCAAUGGAACAGAAAAAAAAAAGUGGCUUGAAUCUACUUAAGAGAUCAUUUAGGAUACAGUACAUCUUGUUUGAGGACUACUGACAUUCUGCGGAUUGUGAGGAAGAACCUCACCAUGUUAAACGUGAGUCCAACAGCGCACUUGAUAAAUUCUAUUGGGUAUUUAAAUGUCAGCUCCUCCAUACAAGGGAAAGAAAAAAUAAGAGAUGUCCAACAAAGUGAGUAUGGUGUAAGAUGUAGGUUUCAAAUGAAUUGGACAGUAAUCUUAACAUUUUUAAAUAAAUUGUAUCACAAAAUCAAGAGUCAAGUCCACUGGUCUCCUAUCUUGCCCUGGCUAAUUACCUUGUCGGUUCAGCAGUCCAUCACACGAAAUAGCCCUGAUAUCUGGCUGGCCUUGUAAAUAAACGGUUGCCAUUUGGUGAACUUGGUAUUCUAUUAUAUGUUGUUCAAUAAAAAGUCAAAAAUAUGUGUACGUCAUAACCGUUA
Molecule: messenger RNA, 1623 nt
Organism: Scophthalmus maximus (turbot)
Lineage: Eukaryota; Metazoa; Chordata; Actinopteri; Pleuronectiformes; Scophthalmidae
Gene: mrpl44
Product: mitochondrial ribosomal protein L44
Exons: 4
Coding region: 87-1091 (334 amino acids)
Biological process (GO): primary miRNA processing; regulation of gene expression; rRNA processing
Cellular component (GO): nucleus
Molecular function (GO): double-stranded RNA binding; ribonuclease III activity
Source: RefSeq, a predicted model, not a curated record